AUGAUGAGCAAUAUUGAUUCGGACGAUGACAUGAAUAUCGAGGCUCUGGAAGAGCUUCUAGGCUCGAACACUGCGGAUAUGGACGAAAUUGAGAAGAAUGCAGAAUUAGAUGACGCAGAUGCCGCUUUCUUUGAUCAACUAGAGGAUCAGAUUGAAGAUCUCAAUGGUCACCCGAAUGGAGAUGCAGACGGUACGGCCAUGAAUAUGGAUUUUACAGAGCCUGAUUUGAGUGUUUCAGAGUCAACUUUCCCAGAGGAGCCAACUAUUCCCAAGCCCUUGGAAAGUGCUGAGGAAAGUCCGAUGGCCAUAUCAUUCGAGACGCCCGAGGAUGAUCCAGUUGAAGAUGAUUUAAAUCCAAACGUUCCAGCCGAAACAGAAGUCGAUUCAUUGCCCGGCUCAUCGCAUUCAAUGCAAUCUCAAGCGCUAGAUAGCGACGACGAUACAGAGCUUAUGGAUAAGAAAGACGAACCCAUCGACCAGCUUAUCGAAGCGUUGAAGGAAGAAGAGGAACAAAGGGAAUCCUCCGCUACUGCCGCGCCCGAAACUGAAGGCGAAGCCAGUAUUUCAAAAAGCAUUGAUGUAUUCUCAAAACUAUUGCCAUCACAUUCUGUCGACGGUCCAACGAACUUGAGCGCCGAUCUUCAGGCCACUGCAAAAGCUUUAGCAGAAGUCAGUCCAAACUUUGCAAUUGGAGUCAAGGGAAAACAAUCUGGUUUGUUCGGUAGAUUUCGUCGAUCUGGCGUUCCGGCAUCCACCAAUGAAGACGAAAAAGAUAAGGCGAAAGAAGAUGGGAAAGCAGAUGCUGAUGGCAAAGAAGAAGAAGAUGAAACGAAGAAAUCUCCAAAGGCAUCGAAGUUAGGUUUCUUUGGUGGCUUUGGAGGGAAAGCAAAUCCAGAAAAAGAAGAAACAGUAGACGAAGUAGCAGCUGAAAAUGGUGCAGAGAAGGGGGAAGAGGAGAAGGAUGCGGAAACUGCCUCCAGUUCAAAGAUUGGAUUCUUCAGUGCUUUCCGAGCAAGUCCAAAGUCUGAGACCCAGGAAACUUCAAAGGAGGACGAAGGCGAAAAUGACGCAGGGAGAGAAGGAGAAGGAGACGAAGAAAAGAGUAUUGAUAGUCCAAGUUUCUUCAGUGUUUUCCGGGGGAACCCGAACCAAAGCAGCGAAGAUACCAAUGAUGAAGAAACCAAAAAUCACGCAGAAGAGAAGGGAGAAGAACAGGCAAAAAACGGAGAAACUGACUCUAGUUCCGGUGGUGGGUUGUUUGGUGUGUUCCGAACAAGUCCAAAGUCUGCCAGCUCAGCAACUCCAGGUGAUGAUGAGAAAUCGCAAAACGAGAAGGAAGAGACGACAAAAGUCAAGCCUACCUCACCCGAGUCAAGUAGUAGAUUCAAUGUUUUCCGGAAGUUGACCGAAGCCAAAAAGGACGAACAAAAGGCAACGAAUCUAAGUCCAUUUGAAGAACCGGAUGCCGAGCAAAUCCAAGUGGGAAAUCAAGUCCCACCAAAAAGUCCCACCACAACCGAAGAAGAAGUGGAAGAAGAUCCUCAAGAUUCAGCAGGACCUGGAAUGUUUGGUUAUGUCAGCCGAAAACGUGAAGAAUGGAACAGGCGAGGGACCAUUGACUUUCCAAAGACUGGUCCCUAUUCCGAGCGGACGGUGCGUGUUGGAAAACUAAUAUCGGAAGGAAGCUUUGCUACUACCUUUCAUGCAACCCAUUACGAGGACAGCCAGACCUUAUACGUGCUCAAACGCAUUAAUGUAUUGAAUGAUGCCACUCGGGAAGCAUGCGAAAAGGAAUCCAUCAUCUGCAAUGUACUAAGUGAUCACAAGGACUGCAUCAUACCAAUGCUUGGAUUUAUGGUCGACGAAGAGCAGCAUUUCUGCUAUAUGGUUUUUCCAUUCAUGCAUUUGUCAUUACAGGCGGAACUUGACGUCCAUUUUGCCAAAGAAGGCCUCCCUGCAAUACCACCAUGGGACGAGAAAGUAGCAUUGUACAUGUUUUAUCUUUUAUUACAUGCGGUCGACGCCUUGCAUGAGAUUGGUUACAGUCAUCGAAAUAUCCAAGUGGAGAAUAUUUAUCUAAGUAGUUGGAAGCGCCCCGUACUGUCAGGGUUCAAGAAUGCGGGACCACUAUCCAGAACCUGCUCGUCGGCCAAAGAAAUUUUUGAAAUUGCCAAUACAGCCAGUCAAUCCACGAGUAUGGCCUACCGACCUCCCGAGUUAUUUCCCGGAGCACUCAUGGUGGGACAUGAUCCCUUGAACUAUGGUUUGGUGGAUUGUUGGUCGCUUGGUUGUACCUUGUUUGCCAUGUUAUAUGGAGCCUCGCCCUUUGAAUGUACCUUUGAUCCAGAAACGGGAGCAAUGGUGAAACAAGAGUGCAAUCAAUUGUCGAUUUUGGCCGACCUUCCCUUUCCUCCAUCAGAGAGUGAACCAGGGAAAUGGUACUCGGACGAUGUAAAAGAGCUAUUUUCACUGAUACUGGAAAAGGAUCGAGCCAAACGAUCCUCUCUGGCAAUGAUCCAAGCAAAGGUAUCCUCACUGUUGACAAAGGGCAUUGACCCGGAAGAUGAUCCCGAUUUAUCAGAAACAACAGACAUGGAAGAUUUUCAAUACAAUGACAAGAAGCAAUAG
Messenger RNA from Cylindrotheca closterium, 2628 nucleotides. The record is from the annotation of a GenBank genome assembly. NCBI's taxonomy places the organism in Eukaryota, Bacillariophyta, Bacillariophyceae, Bacillariales, Bacillariaceae.